CGAGUAAAUACCUCCGGCCCAAAUUUCCCACUCCACUCCAGUCCCCUCCAUUCCAUUUCUGGUUUUCCACUUCUCCACACCUUGUUCAUUGUUGUUCGAAGCGAAGAAGCUCCACGAACUGCGAAAAAUGGCUACUGCCCUAGCUCGAAUCUCUCGCAAGGCCCUAGCGGCUUCUCUCUCUCAGCACCGCCAGCUCAUCGUCCGUGCCGUCGCCACUGAGGCGGCAUCGUCGAGAACGAUCAGUCCGUCGCCGGAUCAAGUGAAAUGGGAUUACCGAGGUCAGCGGCAGAUAAUCCCGCUGGGCCAGUGGCUCCCCAAGAUCGCCGUCGACGCCUACGUUGCACCCAACGUCGUCCUCGCCGGUCAGGUUAAGGUUUGUGACGGAGCCUCUGUGUGGAAUGGCUCGGUACUCCGGGGCGAUCUCAACAAGAUCACUGUCGGAUUCUGCUCCAACGUUCAGGAGCGGUGUGUCCUUCAUGCCGCCUGGAAUUCUCCAACAGGACUGCCGGCCGAGACAUCAAUUGAUAGGUUUGUAACCGUUGGGGCAUACUCUCUGUUGAGAUCAUGUACAAUUGAGCCAGAAUGCAUCAUUGGGCAGCAUUCUAUCCUCAUGGAAGGCUCUCUGGUGGAGACGCACUCCAUUCUUGAAGCUGGCUCGGUUGUUCCCCCGGGGAGGAGAAUCCCGACAGGCGAACUUUGGGCUGGAAAUCCGGCGAGGUUUGUCCGGACUUUGACUCACGAAGAGACGCUGGAAAUUCCUAAGCUCGCCGUGGCAAUCAACGAUCUAAGCAAUAGCUACUUCUCAGAGUUUCUGCCCUAUUCCACUGUUUACUUAGAAGUGGAGAAGCUGAAGAAGAAGUUGGGGAUCUCUAUCUGAAGAUUGUUUCCCUUUGGCUUGUAAUGCUCUCCAUUUUUGGUAUCCCAGUUUAUCUUGCUUGGGAAUAAACAGCUCUUGAACGCUACUCGUGGCUGUUGAUUUGUGUUCCUUCUUCAUUGUCCCCAAGGUUUGUGGGUUUUAACUUUUCACCAAUGGAGCUGGGAGGGAAUCUGAAUAUAUAUUUGUCGCUGAUUUAUCAAACUUCAUUCCUUUUGUGAAGAGCAGUAAUUCGGCUAGGUUCCCAUAAAAAGUGGCAUAGGCCUUCGCAAGGAGGUAAACUCGUGGAUGCUUCACCAUGAACUCGUCCACAUCUUGGACACAGCUUGCUCCUUAUUCUUCAAUUUGCCU
Linum tenue is the source of this 1225-nucleotide messenger RNA. NCBI's taxonomy places the organism in Eukaryota, Viridiplantae, Streptophyta, Magnoliopsida, Malpighiales, Linaceae. The record is from the annotation of a GenBank genome assembly.